CCAGAUGGCGCUGUUCGAUCCAAAUAGGCCUUCAACCCUCCUCAUCAAAAAGGAAGAAUAAAAGAGCGUCCUCCCUUCCUCCGUCGUCUUCUUCCCCCUUCUCUUUCUUGCUCCAGGGGAAAGGAACACAAAAGCCGAGCUCCCUCUGCGGCAAAGGGAAGAAAGGAGUUAGCAGGAGGGGCGCGAGUCACGAGCCAUGGACGCUUCAGCUCUCAACGACCCGAGGCUGCACGCGCUCUUAGAGGAGGAGAAGAGAAAGGCCAUGGCGAACGAGGUUAUAGCGAAGCUGACUGAUACUUGCUGGGACAAAUGCAUCACCGGAAGCAUCGGGAGCAGCUUCAGCAACAGUGAAACCUCUUGCCUGUCCAACUGCGCAAAACGCUUUAUUGAGGUUAAGAUGCUCACCAUGCAACGAGCAAACAGCAGCAGCUAGGACCAGAAUAGGUCCACUAGAGUUGAUGCAAACCACCUAUCAUUCUCUGCGUUAUGAAUGAUUUUGUUAUUUCUUUUGCUGUUGGACCAUAGUUAGUGCGAUGGUCGCCAGAAAUUUUCAGAUGGUGAUUAAAAUGUUAUUGCUACUAUGUUUUCACUACUUGAUAUGGGCAGACGCUACGGCAAGAUUAGAUUUGA
Messenger RNA from Hordeum vulgare subsp. vulgare (domesticated barley), 630 nucleotides. RefSeq names its product mitochondrial import inner membrane translocase subunit TIM8-like. Lineage: Eukaryota; Viridiplantae; Streptophyta; Magnoliopsida; Poales; Poaceae. The record is from RefSeq and is a predicted model, not a curated record. The transcript has 2 exons. The coding region runs from base 197 to 433 and encodes 78 amino acids.